Molecule: messenger RNA, 6612 nt
Organism: Petromyzon marinus (sea lamprey)
Lineage: Eukaryota; Metazoa; Chordata; Hyperoartia; Petromyzontiformes; Petromyzontidae
Gene: MBTPS1
Product: membrane bound transcription factor peptidase, site 1
Biological process (GO): proteolysis
Cellular component (GO): Golgi apparatus
Molecular function (GO): serine-type endopeptidase activity
Source: RefSeq, a predicted model, not a curated record
GCCUCGUCCCCUCGCGUCUAUGCGGACUACGAUUUACAAUACAGCGUGUCCGCCGACUGAACUAGAGUGGAGGUUGUUGGUUGUGCGGAGGCGGCGGAGGCAUCGGCGUUUGCGGCUUUCGCUUUAAGGUUUUUUUUUUUUUAAAAUACAUAAACAAAAAAGGCGCAGCAAAAACACACAUUUGGCAGAAAAUUAAGGAGUACAACGUUGGGUUGAUGAGGCGCGCGGCGUGGAGUUUGCUGGAGGAGUUGUCAUUCUGUAAAUAUCGCUUCAGCGUGCCGAAGUGAGUGAUGGAGAAUUAUUCAGGCUUCUUCCUGGAUUGCUCCUGAACAAUCCUGAGGAGUCUUGGAGUCGAAUACACAUUAGCCCAGUAUAGCUUGUGCCUGCAACAGCAUUCAACAGUGGCAGAGAUACAAUGGGCAGAGAUACCAUGGAAGAAGCAGAAAAAAAUCAAUGGUGAUCGACUCCUCAAUGGUGAAGUCAGUCGGAACAAUGCUGGAACAACAUGCGAUGCAUAAGACUGAAGGUGGGCUAUGCUGGAAAAAUGUAUAAAGACUGGUCAGCCAUGCCUCUUUGAUUUUCAGGCUUCCUUCUGGUCACUGGCCAGGGAAGCUUGGCAUACUUGCAGCUGAAAUGAAUUGUGUGCGGCCAAAGUGAUUCUUUGCUUCGAAAAAGGAGCCAAACUUGAAGGGGGGGGGGGGGGAAAGCGCAUCUCGAGGGCGUCGAGCCAUGAGGCUGCUUGAGGGAGGUGUCUUCCUGAGGGUGCUACUGCUCGUGCUGCUGCUGUGUCCCGGGGGAGGGCGAGGCGCCGGGGAUGGAAUUUUCAUCGUUCCAUCCCUGCCGCCCGAGCCCUCUCGUCCCCCGUUCAACUGCAACCACACGUCCAUCAAGCUGGACUUCUCAUCCAGCGUGGUCAGCAAUGAAUACAUCGUGACGUUCAACGGGUACUUCACAGCGCGAGCACGACACUCCUUCGUGGCGGGCGCCUUAAGGGGCGCCGGCGUGUCGUCGUGGCACGUGGUGCCGCGGCACAAUGCUGCCAGUGACUUCCCGAGUGACUUCGAGGUGGUGACAAUCGGCGAGCGGCGUCGGCACGGCAUCGCCGCUCUCGAGCGGCACCCAAGCGUGCGCCGUGUAACGCCGCAGCGCCGUGUUGUACGCUCGCUCAAGUUCGUGGACGAGUCACCUUGCAACGGCUCUGCGGGGUGGCCCCAGAAAUGGCAAUCUUCGCGCGCCCUGCGCCGUACCAGCCUCUCGCUGGGAUCCAACUUCUGGCGUUCGACAGGACGCCACUCGUCGCGGCGCCUUCUGCGCGCCAUCCCGCGCCAGGUUGCGCAGACCUUGCAGGCCGACUCGCUCUGGGGCAUGGGCUUCACAGGAGCUGGUGUGCGGGUGGCUGUGUUUGACACCGGAUUGAGCGAGCGACACCCCCACUUCAAGAAUGUGAAGGAGCGCACCAACUGGACUAACGAGAAAACACUCGACGACGGACUGGGCCAUGGCACUUUCGUGGCAGGGGUGAUUGCUAGCAUGCGGGAGUGCCAAGGAUUCGCUCCUGAUGCCGAGCUACACAUCUUUCGCGUUUUUACCAACAACCAGGUAUCCUACACCUCGUGGUUCCUGGACGCUUUCAACUACGCCAUCCAGAAGAAGAUCAAUGUGCUGAACCUCAGUAUCGGUGGGCCUGACUUCAUGGACCACCCAUUUGUAGAUAAGGUUUGGGAACUCACAGCUAACAAGGUCAUAAUGGUGUCAGCAAUAGGGAAUGAUGGCCCUUUGUACGGCACCCUCAACAAUCCGGCCGACCAGAUGGACGUGAUCGGGGUGGGGGGCAUUGACUUUGAGGACAACAUCGCCCGUUUUUCCUCCAGAGGGAUGACCACCUGGGAGUUGCCCGGUGGCUAUGGACGCAUGAAGCCAGACAUCGUGACGUACGGCUCGGGUGUACGCGGUUCCGGCAUCAACGGUGGUUGCCGCUCGCUAUCGGGCACCAGCGUCGCCUCUCCUGUCGUCACUGGCGCCGUCACACUCCUCGCCAGCUCUGUGCAGAACCGCGACAUCAUAAACCCUGCCAGUAUGAAACAAGCCCUGAUGGCUUCCGCACGCCGGCUGCCGGGGGUCAACAUGUUUGAACAGGGCCAUGGCAAGCUGGACCUGCUGAGGGCAUACCAGGUUCUCAACAGCUACAAGCCACAGGCCAGCCUGAGCCCCAACUACGUGGACCUGACUGAGUGUCCAUACAUGUGGCCCUACUGCUCUCAGCCCAUCUACUACGGUGGCAUGCCCACCAUCGUCAAUGUCACCAUUCUCAAUGGCAUGGCCGUCACUGGCCGCAUUGUUGACAAGCCGGUGUGGCAGCCCUACCUGCCACAGAAUGGGGACAGCAUCGAGGUGGCGUUCUCCUACUCGCAAACACUGUGGCCGUGGUCGGGCUACCUGGCCCUGUCCAUCUCUGUGGCCAAAAAGGCGGCCGGGUGGGAAGGGAUCGCUCAUGGGCACGUCUCUCUCACCAUUGCCUCUCCAGCAAAUUCACAGGCAGAGGAUAGUAGCGAGCAGACGUCAAGCGUCCGACUGCCUGUGCGCGUCAAGGUGAUUCCCACUCCUCCUCGCAGUAAGCGGAUCCUCUGGGACCAGUACCACAACCUCCGUUACCCACCAGGCUACUUUCCCCGUGACAACCUGCGCAUGAAGAACGACCCUCUCGACUGGAAUGGAGACCACAUCCACACCAACUUCCGUGACAUGUACCAGCACCUGCGCAGCAAUGGCUAUUUCCUGGAGGUGCUAGGGGCACCAAUCACCUGCUUUGAUGCCAGCCAAUACGGCACGCUCGUGCUGGUGGACAGUGAGGAAGAAUACUUCCCCGAGGAGGUGUCGAAGCUGAAGCGUGACGUGGACCAUGGCCUGUCCGUCAUUAUCGUGAGCGACUGGUACAACACGUCUGUCAUGCAGAAGGUCAAGUUCUACGAUGAGAACACCAGGCAGUGGUGGAUGCCAGACACGGGCGGUGCAAACGUUCCGGCUCUCAAUGACCUGCUCACGCCCUGGAACAUGGCCUUCAGCGACCGCGUGUUUGAGGGCGACUUCACCAUCGGCGACCACGAGAUGUAUUAUGCUUCAGGCAGCAGCAUUGCGCGUUUCCCCAAAGACGGGAUUGUUAUUACACAGACGCUGAAGGAUCAAGGCAUGGAUGUGCUGCGGCAGGAGGCUUACACGGUGGAGGGGGUGCCCAUCUUAGGUUUGUACCAGGCGAGCGGGGACGGUGCUGGUCGCAUUGUGCUGUAUGGCGACUCCAACUGCCUCGAUGACAGCCACCGACAAAAGGACUGCUUCUGGAUGCUGGAUGCGUUGCUGCAGUACACGGCGUACGAUGUCCUCUCGCCCGUGUUUUCGGAAGCGAAUGCGCGUGGGGCCAUCCAGCAGAUCACUCACGAAGGCCCGCUGCCCACGCGCAUGGAGGGAAACCACCUGUACCGUUACUCCAAGGUGUUGGAAGCUCACCUAGGGGAUCCGAAGCCCCGACCCCUUCCUGCCUGCCCCCACCUGUCCUGGGCCAAGCCGCAGCCGCUGAACCAGACUGCACCCAGCAAUCUGUGGAAGCAGCCAAAGCUUCUGGCUAUGGACCCUGAGCCAAUAUCCUUUCCAAACCUGAGGCAGAACCGUCCCCAGGUGCGGCCUCUUUCACCCGGAGAGAGCAGUGCCUGGGACGUCCCUCAGGGUAUAAUGCCGGGCCGGUAUAACCAGGACGUGGGCCACACUAUCCCCGUGUUCGCGUUCUUCGGCGCCACGGUGGUGCUCGCGUUCUUUGUUGUCAAAAUCAGCAAGACGAAGAGUCGGCCAAAAAGGAAAAGGCCACUGCGUUUAAAACGGCUGCAUCUCGCCGUCACCACCAAGCCCUCUGUUUGAUGACGUGGGCAGUCAAAAAACAUGGCUUUUGUUAACAUUUAGCACCUCCAUCCCAGUGUGCGUGUUUUACACCACUGGCAGUGUCAAAAGAAGCCCAGGACUUCUCCUGCACCGGUGGUUUUUUGAUGCCACUGGUCACGCUUGGGAUACCGAAGAUGCUUUUCUGCGAUCAGCUCAUCACGCACAAUUUAAGCGGGAUGUGCAGGACUUGAGAGAGGUUUUUUUUGCGAGUUUGAGGGUUAUUUUUUAACUGCGAUUUCCCAAGAAACACCAACGUGGUGGAUGAUGCUGUGUGAUUUUGAAGAGAAAAUAGAAGGGAACCCCUAUUUCCUUCCAAACGAGGUUUGAACUCUACAGUGAUCCUCCACGAACUCUUGUGUUUACGCUCACAGACCAAACUAAAUGUACAGUAUAUCAAGACGGAUGCUAAUUGGUAAUUUUGCAGGAAGAUAGUUAUUGGUGAACAGCUUUUAAUUUGUUCACUGAAAUGUUGCAUUUCUUCACAUUCUUCACUACAUUAUUUUAUUCCAAUCUGAAUUUUCAAAAUUGUUUUGUCUUGGGGAAGGAGGGAAAAAUAUGAAUGCCUAAAAGUUAUGUCACGAAGAAUGCGCACAUACAAACACCUAAAAAAAAUUGUCAAUGUUUACUUUUAAAUGUUGCACCUUAUGUUUAUCACCUGAAUUCUCUCGAAGGUAAUAAUUAUCGUACUAAUUUGAAUAUAAACCAUUUUUUCAAACUCAUCCGGGACAUUACUCAAAUUACCUCUAUUUAUGCUGCUAUGCCUGCAAGCUAAAUAAAACAUUUUGUUCAACUUUUGAGUUAGGAAACUUGUUUUGUGUUCACAAGAUUUUAUAAAGUAAAAUAUUAAAGUUUAUUUCAGUUGAAAAAGUGCCAAAUAGUGCAUGCUUAAUGAAAUGUCGUGGAAUAGCUCAUGCUUGUUGAUGCGUCAACAGAAUUGCUCUGUGGAUAUUCUGGCUCAAAAUCAUAAUAGUUGUCACAUACGUUCUGUUAAGUUAAUUUUACAAGCAAUUUUUUUUUACAUUCGUAAGUAGUAGGCUGGGCAAAUUUAAAUACAUGUUUCAGCAUUACAUGGCACCAAAUGGUGUUUAGCAGCUUGUGUUAAAUGUUUAUCGUUUGACACGACCAGUAUGUGUGAUUUUUUUUAUAUAUAUAAACCAAUUUCUCUAUUGCACCGUACAUAGUAUGAGUGACGUUACGUUUAAGAUUCAAUUUAUUCAAGUUGCGUGGAGCAAAAAUGAACAGCAAAUGGGUUUUCUAAAUGAUGUGCUUUACCUCUGCAACACUUUUUGCAGAAAAAUGCUCAAACUUUAAAAAUGACGUUUAAAAUGGAAAAUCUAAAUGGUUUGAAAUAUAAUAAAAGUGGCACGUUUUUGCAAAGGUGGGACCGCUUUUGGCCCACUUUGCACAACAUUAUUUAUUGCAGGUGUUAAGUGUUCACAUCCGUUAUUAGACACUUUUUUAACGUCUUUUUCUCCAUGUUGUAAAUUUUUAAAUACGAUUUUUGCUGUAAUAGUUAAAAGUGAAUGACCAGUGAAAAUGUGGCCGGGCACUGAACUACUUACUCAAGGUUACAGAAUGAAUCUGGCUGCGUAUAAUGUAUGUGCAGUCAUGAAGAUACCCAUCACUGCCAUUUGACUGUGCCUGCAAUUUAAUUCGAGCCAAAUUAAACCAAAACAGCUGCCCGCACAAGGGCGUGAUUCAAUUGCUUUAUAUUGCACAACAUAAAAUAUUUUCCUGAAUUCCCCAAUGACUCCAAAUAACUCUUUUACAAAUUCUUUUCAGACCUUAGAAUUCAAUUGGCUCUGAAAGUUAAUUGUUUUAAGUGAAGCAUCAUCCCAACAUGAUGGAUGUUUUAGCAAUCAUGUGUUCCACCUUGCAUCAGGAUGUGUACUGCUAUCCCUGUCAACUAAAGUGAUCAUUAUGUUCUAUUUAAGUCAUGUUGAAAUUGCAUUUCUUAUGACUUUGUUAAAGCUGGAAUUUCUGUGAGAAAUGGCCACCAUUUUAUCCAGAAUAUGGUGAAAAAUACCCAUCAAGAUAAAAAAAGAUUACUUAAAGUGUCAUUGCCACCAUGUAACAUCAGGGGGGAAGUAUGGGGCCACUAAUAUGUUGACCAGACUGCUAAAAAUCUGCAGAAGCAGUCAACUUUAAUCAAAAUGUGGCUCCGUAUUGGAAAAAUUACAGUGCAGUGAAACAGCUGCAUAGCAAUUAACUGGACUGCAAUGUUCCCAUAGCUCUAAUAUAGCUUAAAAUGAACUUGCGCAGGGAGAGUAAUUUUGCAUGUUAUGAUGCUUGUGUAGACAAUGAUGUUGGUCCUGGACAAGUUUCAUAUUCAUUUUAUUGUGGCUUUUUUGGAGAAGGAAUUGCCACUUGUGGCCGUACAUUUUCUACACCUUUUUGUGGGUGUAAAUUGUCAAAUUCUUUGAUAGAAAUAUUCUGGUUUAGUGUUUUUUCAACAUUCCAAAUUUUUUUGGUGCUCUGGACAUGUGUGUAAAAUUAGUGGGCAACUAAUAUGGUGUAAUGAAGAAUGAGGAGCAUGUUUUGCACUGCCCAGCAUUUGUUUAACUUUUAUUUUCAUCCUGUAACUUCUGUUGCAAAAUGUACAGGUAAAUAAUUGUUUUCAGCCUUUCCUUUAAAUAAACAUGGUUUUGUAAAGUUUGAAAUAAAUCUAUAUGCUGCAAACAGAAA